AUGACCAUAACAGAGACGACAACCACUGAAGCUACUACUGGUAAAACUACAAGCAGAGAAGUCAGAACCCCAACAGAGAGUAGAAAAACUGUGUCCAUUCCCAGUUCAACAACUGAACCGGUUUGCAACGGUACAUGGUCUAAGUGGUUUAAUGGAAAUUCGCCGUCUAUUCACAGUAAAGAUGAUUCUGAAUUACUGCAGCCAAUACUUGACAAGUUGUGUCCAGAUGCCCCUUAUGUAAUAAAUUACAUUGAGUGCGAAGCUGUCAGCUUCCCACAUCGUCCAAUCAGUGAAACAAAGGAUAAUGUCACAUGUGAUUUAAAAGAAGGACUGAUUUGUAACUACAAUGAAAGGUCCUCCCAGACUAACAUGUGUUUGGACUAUCGAAUUAGAGUCUGCUGUGAAUAUGUGACAACUCCAUCUCCAAGCACAGUCACCACAGUCAAUUCUACAUCACCAUUUACCUCAUCUACAACUGAACCAGUAUGUUCUUGUGGUAGAGCCUCACAAGGAAAGUGCUCUGAAAUGAACACCUGUCCACCCAAAACCUGCAGCAAUGGGAGGAUACCUGUGCUAAUCGAAACUCGUAAUGGCUGUUGUCAAUGGGAAUGUUUUUGUGAAUGUGAAGUAUGGGGAGAUCCACAUUAUCGCACAUUUUUUGGUACACAAUAUGACUUCUUUGGGAAUUGUACAUAUACUCUUGUGGAAGAAGUAAUUCCCAAAUAUAAUUUUACAGUUCUGGUAGACAAUUAUUUUUGUCUGGAAGGUAUACCUAAGUCAUGUCCAAAAGGACUGAUUAUCUUUUACAAAGAAAAUAAUGUUACAAUUUCACCUGGGAAUAACAAUAAGUUAACGGUCAAUGGACAUGAUACGAGUGUUCCGCCAUUUGAACAAUGCAGAAAGAAGGUUGACAUUGAGCCCUACAAAAGGACUUGCAUCUUUGACCAUUGCAGGAGAAUUACCCCCAUUAUCUGUAGUAGCUUGGAAGCUGCUGCUGAAGCUUGCAGAAGAGCAGGUUUUUGUGUUGACUGGAGGCCUUUCACAAAUGGACUGUGCAACUUUACAUGUCAGAACAACUUAGUUUAUAAGGCAUGCCCAGAAAAGACAUGUGAUCGCUGUGUGAACUACACAGUGAAAAUUGGUUAUCCAACUUCAGAGGAAGGAUGCUAUUGUCCAGAUGGAAUGAUGAUGACAGAAAAUGAUACUGAAUGUGUUUCCUCAUGUGACACAGAUUGCAAACCUACAGUUGUUACUCAAAAAAUUGUAAAUGGCACUUGCAAAACAGAUAUUGAAAUAAAACAAUGUAAAGGGAACUGCUUUUCAAGUACUAAAUUCAACUUUAAAACAAAUAGCAUGAACCACAUUUGUCAGUGCUGUCAAGAAAGGGAGACGGCAGAAAAGACAGUGAAUCUACAGUGUGACGAUGGAAGUACUUCAGCUUACACAUACACUGACAUCAAGUCCUGCACGUGCAAAGAAUGUGAAAGCUAGAAAGAACACCUGAAGAUUUGAUACAGAACUAAAGAUUUCAAUAACUUUA
This is a messenger RNA of Pristis pectinata (smalltooth sawfish), 1540 nucleotides long. RefSeq names its product mucin-2-like. NCBI's taxonomy places the organism in Eukaryota, Metazoa, Chordata, Chondrichthyes, Rhinopristiformes, Pristidae. The coding region runs from base 1 to 1491 and encodes 496 amino acids. The record is from RefSeq and is a predicted model, not a curated record. The transcript is spliced from 11 exons. Gene Ontology annotation, cellular component: extracellular matrix.